CUUAUUGGUGAACAUUAAAUAUCUUAUAUCUUAUUAGUGAACAUAAUUUUAAAUAAAAUGAAAAGCAUUCUAAAAGAAAAGUUUAGUUUAUUCACGAGAUGGUGAUUCAAAAUACUGGUUACAGGAAUGGUUGAAAAAGAAAAACAACAAAACACAAAUCACAUCUUAUCGAGUUUUCCUCAGCACCAGUUUCUUAAUAUACUGCUUCCGUCUGAUCAAACCUCAAAACCGAAAAAAGGAGAAGUAUUCAAUAAAACAUCUUUAUUAACAUUUCAUCAGGCAGCACGUGAUGGAAAGUUAGACAUUGUUGAGAAGUAUUUGAAACUAUAUGGCAAAGAUAAAAAAAAAUUAAAUAAGAAAGAUGAAGAAAAUACGACUGCUCUUCAUUAUGCAGUGCGUUAUGGUCAUUUUCCAAUUGUCAAAAUUCUUGUUGAAAAUGGUGCCAAUGUAAACAUUCCAGGAGAAUAUGGUGCUACUCCAUUACAUUUUGCAGCUCGAUAUAUUGAAAAAAAUGAUUUUAAACAAAUAAAUAGUGAAAUUCAAGAACAUGCAUCAUCUGCACUGGCAGACAUAAAUGAUUUUACUCACAGUAAUGUAUCAGAUCAUAAAGUUAAAUCUCAUGAUCCCCAGAAACCAAACAGUUUCUUAUUUUCUAAAAAUCAGAAUCAUCUGGAUCGUAAGCUUCACCUAAUUAAAAAUGAAAGAAAACAAGCUGAUUGCAUCGAAAGUAAUUUAGCCAAAAAAUUUGCUUCUUCACCUUCGAUGACGCCUGUGUUAAUGUCACCUUCAAUGAAACAUUUAUUAAUGACUUCUUCGAUGACACCUUUAAUAACAACUUCUUCUAUGACACCUUCAAUAGUGACUCCUUCAAUGACACCCUCAAUAAUGACUCCUUCAAUGACACCUCCAUUGAAACGUGCAUCAACACCCUCAAAAAUAAACUGGAAAAGUUUAGAUCAUCUGGAUUUACCAAAUGCACAGUAUUUAAAUUCAUCAAAAGUCAGUGAAUUAAAUCAAAAUUACAGCGGAAACCCAGUUCGAACUUCUUCUGAUCUUUCUGAGUAUGUUAAAGAAAAGUUUGGUAAAAUCAAGACACCAUUUAAUAAAAGAAAAAGAAGGCAAGACACAAAAGAUAGUUCCAUAUUAAAGUAUCUAUUAGAACAGCAGGUAAAUGUUAAUGCUAAAGAUAUGAAUGGUUCUACCCCUCUUCAUUAUGCUGCUAUGAGAGGAAACGCAAUAGCUGCUGAGAUGCUUCUUUUGCAAAAAAACAUAAAUAUUGAGGCAAUUGACCAAUCAAAAAUGACACCACUGCAUUGCUCCUCAAGUGCUGGUUCUUAUAAUGUAUGUCAUCUGUUAUUAGAGUAUGGUGCAAAAAUAUUAUGUCAAGAUAAGGAGAACAUGACUCCUUUACAUUUUGCUGCUAUGGAAGGACAUUUAGAUAUUGCUAAGCUACUUUUUGAAUAUGCUGAAAUUCAAGGCGGUACAACACUGAGGACCAAGUUAAUUUUAUCAGUAGACCGUGAAGAACAAAGUGCUCUCCAUCUUGCAGUUGAAAACAAUCAUAUUGAUAUUGUCAAAUUUUGUAUUGAGAAAGGCUUAAAUGUGAAUUCAACAAAGUCAAACAUGAUCUCUCCACUUCAUUUAGCUUGCACUUCAGGGUUGUUAAAUAUUGCAAAGCUUCUUGUUGAUAAUGGUGCUGUUAUUGAUGCAAAGAACUCUUUACAAGAAACUCCAUUGCAUAGAGCAGCUUUAUUUAAUCGCACUGAAAUCAUUGAUUUCUUGAUGACCAAAGGAGUAUAUGUUGAUUGUUGUGAUAAAGACAAUGAAACACCAUUACUUAUGGCUGUACGUAAAAACAAUGUUGAAUCUGUUAAGUUGUUAUUGAAAUAUCAUGCAGACAUAAAUGUUAAAGAUGCAAAUGAUAAAACAUGCUUGUUUAUUGCAGCAGAGGAAAAUUCUAGAGAAGCUUUUGAGAUUUUAAGUAAGUAUGAUAUUUCUAAUCUGUUAGAAGAGUUUGAUAAACAUGAAAUGACGCCUCUCCAUAUUGCAGCUAAAAAAGGAAAUGAAAACAUUGUGCAAUCUCUAUUGAGCUUAGGUGCCCGCAUUGAUGCAAAAAGUCACGAAAAUCUCACUCCUCUUCAUCUUGCUGCAAGAUCUGGACACUCCAGAAUUGUACAAAUAUUAUUGUCAAACGUUUUGAGCAUCGUUAAUGAUCUUGAUGAUUUUUCCAACACACCCCUUCAUCUUGCUGCAAUUGAAGGACAUGUUAAAAUUGUUGAGAUGCUUAUCGAAGCUGGUUCUGCUAUUGAUACUAGGAAUGCUAAACUUAUGACACCGUUGGACUGUGCAGCCUAUCAUGGAUGGAGCCAAUGUACUCAGUGUUUAUUAGAUGCGGAUUCCUCAGUUAAUCCCUCUGAUGAAGUAAAGGUCACACCAUUGCAUCUGGCUUGUAAAGAAGGACAUGUUGAUAUUGUAAAUUUGUUACUAUCAAGAAAUGCUGAUGUCACUCGAAGAGAUAAUCUGGGAAAAAACUGUUUAGAUUAUGCUAUUGAAAAUAAUCAAAGAGAUGCUGCUAUUGCAAUCAUUCGUUGUAAUAACUGGAAACAUGCCAUGCGAAACUCUACCAUUGAAGGAAAUAAGCUAACAACUCCGAUGAGAAAGUUGAUUCAAAAGCUUCCAGAUGUUGCUGAAAUAGCACUUAACCAAUGCAUGCUGGACAAUGGCUUACCUCCGGAACAUCUAAAGUAUAAAGUUACAUGCUCAUAUGAGUUUCUUGAAGAUAUGUUUUCCCCAUGGUGCAGAAUUGAUUCAGAUGGUGGAGAACAACAUAAUCAUCACAAAUUGCUUGAUAUUCCACAUAGAACUUCCAUUUUCUCAAUAAUUUCUCAAAAAAGUAUGACAGUUUUGGAUGAAAAGACAAGAAGAAAAGAUUUUAUACAAAAUCACCCUUUAAAGUUCAUGGUAAAAUACAAGUGUACUAAACUACUAUCACAUCCUUUGGUUACAUAUUUCCUUAGACACAAGUGGAGCAACUGUGGUAGAUAUGUAUAUUAUUCAAGACUGUUUUUGUAUAUGAUUUUUCUUUUGUUUAUUACUGGCUAUGGGUUGUCUUUGAAAGCUAUUUUUUAUGAAACAAUUUCUAAUGAAACAGUUUAUAAUGAAAAAAUUUAUAACGAAAUAAAACAUUUUUGUGUACCUGAUUACAAGUCAAGCUCUGCUAUUAUGUUCUUUAUUGAUCCUGGAAGAUAUAUUGUUAUAAUAUUAAGCUGCAUUAGUUUAGGAAUAGAGCUUAUCAAGUUUCUUAAUCAUCCUUAUCAUUACCUUCACAUGCACAGAGUUUUAGAGCUGACAACAUAUGUUUGUUCAUUGAUUUAUGCUACAUUUUCUUUUAGUGACAAAAAUCAUUUGUGGUGUUCACGUGUAUAUUUUGAUCUUGGUGGAGCCACAUUAACACUGGCAUGGUUAGGCUUGGUACUUUUCUUAAGAAAAUUUCCAAAACUUGGAAUAUAUGUUGUUAUGUUUACACAUGUUUUAAAGACUUUUGCUCAAAUAUUUCCUGUUUUAUUUUUAUUUGUGAUUGCUUUUGGUCUUGGUAUGCACAUGGUCAUGUUCAAUGUG
This is a messenger RNA of Hydra vulgaris (swiftwater hydra), 3618 nucleotides long. The record is from RefSeq and is a predicted model, not a curated record. Lineage: Eukaryota; Metazoa; Cnidaria; Hydrozoa; Anthoathecata; Hydridae.